UAGCACAGCGACUGUUCUCAGCACACUAGCACAGUCACCCGGGCCGGCACGGACAGAGAGUCGCGCUGCUGCACUGACGUCAGCACGGAGCGACUUAUUGUACGCGUCACUGGCCGCGUCCUAGUGCUGCUCACUGCUCUGAGCCGCCCCCGCCGGAAGGAGGAUCCAUCCCGGCCGCCCCCACCACCAGAGGCUCGCUCGACACCGGCCCACCCUGCACGGAAGGCAAGCAUUGCAUUGCAGCCUCGCAGCAGCACAGCCUCCCCCUCUCCUACCCGGAUCCCGCCAAACAUGCCCAGUUUAGUGAUUUGCCCAACAAAGAAAGUGGAUGCUGUCUGACUCGAAGUGUGUGCUCUCUCCAAGGCACAUGCGCAAAACAGAAAAUGCUGCAGGAGACAAUCUGGAAUGUGAACCUGAUGAAUUUUCGGAUGAAGCAAAUGCUGAAACCUUCUAUGGCACCACUCCUCCCAGCAAUCCCCGACAAAUGAAACGCAUGUCAGGCAAACAUCAACGGAACAGCACUGGGAAGCCGGUUAGCCGCUCCUUAUGUAAAGAAAAGAUGAGUACACCAAAUCAGAAAGAAACCCCUCCGAAAGAAGCCGGUAAAAACAUUGAAAAUGUGGAGGACCACAGCUACCGGCAGGAAAAAAAGAACAGAGCAACGCUUAGGACUACGGAGAGAGAUCGUAAAAAAAACGUACAAUGUUCAUUUAUGCUGGAUCCAGGCGGUGGAUCCUUGCCAAAAAAAUCCAUACCAGAUGUUGAUCUUAAUAAGCCUUACCUCAGCCUUGGCUGCAGCAGUGCCAAGCUACCCGUGUCUGUACCCGUUUCUGGAUUUGCCAGGACCACACGACAGACCUCAAGGACAGACUGCCCAGCUGACCGCUUGAAGUUUUUUGAGACCCUUCGUCUUCUUCUUAAGCUUACAUCUGUCUCUAAGAAAAAGGAAAGGGAACAGAGGGGUCAAGAAACAGCUGCUAUGUGGCUGAAUCGAUCUAAUGAGCUAUUCUGGCUAGAGUUACAAGCUUGGCAUGCCGGCCGCAGCAUUAACGACCAAGACUUGUACCUUUAUACAGCACGUCAGACCAUACCUGAAAUCAUUAAUGAAAUUCUAACUUUUAAGGUGAACUAUGGUAGGUUGUCUCUUGUCAGGAACGGGGGCGAUCUCAAUGGGACUUUUUCAGAGGGCCAGUUUAUGGGCUCUCGGGAAGCGCUUGCUGACGGUCACUUAAGUUAUCAUGACCACAUCCAGAAACAACGAGUCUCUUUUGAGCAAGUAAAACAGAUUAUGGAACUUCUGGAGUACAUUGAGGCACUUUACCCAUCAUUGCAGGCUCUUCAGAGAGACUAUGAAAAAUAUGCUGCAAAAGACUUUCAAGCAAGAGUGCAGGCACUCUGCUUAUGGCUUAAUAUAACCAAGGACCUAAAUCACAAGCUGAGGAUUAUGGGAACUGUGCUAGGCAUCAAAAACCUUUCUGACAUUGGCUGGCCAGUGUUUGAAAUUUCUUCACCACGUCCAUCAAAUGGUCCAGAGGAGGAAGACAACGACAUGGAACAUGAAAGGGAUAUGAGCACAGAGGGCUCUGGGACAUGUACAGAAGAAAGCGAAGGGGAAAAAGACGAUAAAGACAGCAUAUUAUAUACUAGGCAGUACACUGACAAUAACUUAAACAAUAGCGUAAAGAGUCCAUUUAUAAAAGGGGAAAGUUACCAAAAAAUACUGGACAGAUUUGUGUCUGAGGAUGACUCUUGCUGGGGAGUUCCAGACUGCUGCCAUGACACUGGUUGUAACAGACACUGUUUGACAUCAAUAUACAGGCCCUUUGUGGACAAAGCAUUAAAGCAAAUGGGGCUACGAAAGCUGAUUUUAAGGCUUCAUAAAUUAAUGCAUGGCUCACUUCAGAGGGCACGCACAGCCCUGAUAAAGACUGAUCAUAAACUGGAGUCUUCAGAAUUCCCAGACCUCAUGUUAUGCUUGGAUUACUUGCCUGAUCUGUUGAAGCAGUCGUCUAGCUCCAUGCUGAACUUUGAACCCUCAUGUGACCUGGUCUCAUUGGAAGAGCUGAGAGCCAUGGAUUUACCAUCAUUUGAGCCGGCUUUCUUGGUUCUCUGCCGGGUGCUUUUAAAUGUAAUUCAUGAAUGUCUGAAACUGAGAUUGGAGCAGAGGCCUGCUGGAGAGCCGUCACUUCUAAGCAUUAAACAGCUAGUGAGAGAGUGCAAAGAAGUGCUGAAAGGUGGCCUGCUGAUGAAGCAAUACUAUCAGUUUAUGCUAAGAGAGGUGUUGGAUAACUUUCAAAAGCCUGAUUGCAACAUUGAUGCUUUUGAGGAAGACCUGCAAAAAAUGUUAAUGGUGUACUUUGACUACAUGCGUAGCUGGAUCCAUAUGUUACAGCAGUUACCUCAAGCUUCCCACAGCCUGAAAAACCUUCUAGAGGAAGAAUGGAAUUUUACCAAAGAAAUUACUCCGUACAUACGAGGAGGAGAAGCUCAGGCUGGGACACUUUUCUGUGAUAUAGCGGGAAUGCUGCUUAAGUCCACAGGGAAGUUCCUGGAUGCCGGCCUGCAGUACAGCUGUGAUGAAUUUUUAGCCAGCACUGACGAUAACAGUGUCUCUGAUGAAAUAAGGAGAUCAGUCAUUGAAACUAGUCGAGCAUUAAAAGAACUCUUUCAUGAAGCCAGAGAGAGAGCAUCCAAAGCACUUGGUUUUGCUAAAAUGUUGCGAAAGGACUUGGAGAUUGCUGCAGAGUUUACCUUUUCUGCACCUGUAGGAGAGCUGUUAACUUACUUAAAAACCAAAAAUUAUGCAAAGGUGUUAAUUCCUACCCUGGAGAAUGUGCAUGCGUUUGUGCCCGACAACCUCUGUAGAGGAAAAACGGAUAUUUUGCAGUUACUAAAUGCAGCAGCUGGUAUAGACUGUUCAAAGGACUGUGAAGAUGUGGCAUAUGAGGCCUUUUUGCUGAUGACCAUGCACUCAGACAGGGACCAGGAAGUGGAGGAUGUCUGGGCUUGUUGGGACGGACAAACAGUUAAAGUAGUGCCACCAGUGGAAACUGCUGAUACUCUCAGGAGUAUGCAGGUUGACAAUCUACUGCUUGUGGUGAUGCAGUCUGCCCACUUGUUGAGCCAUAGAAAGGCUUUCCAGAACUCCACUGAGGAAAUUUUGUCUUUGCGGCUGGAACAGACAUCUAGCAACCCUGUGAUUGCAGAAGCUUUGCAUCAACUCAAGAGUGAUGCGUUGCAACUCUGCACAAAGAUCAGCAGUGCCAUUGAUAGGGUGGAUCAAAUGUACACCUCCGAAUUUGAAGCGGAGGUGGAUGAAUCGGAAUCUUCCACUCUGCAGCAGUAUUACCGUGAAGCAAUGAUUCAAGGUUAUAACUUUGGUUUUGAGUACCACAAAGAAGUAGUUCGCUUGAUGUCUGGGAAAUUCAGGCAGAAAAUUGGUGACAAAUACAUCAGUUUUGCGAGGAAAUGGAUGAACUAUGUGCUAACAAAAUGUGAAAGUGGACGUGGCACCAGACCAAGGUGGGCAACUCAAGGUUUUGACUAUCUGCAAGCCAUUGAACCAGUGUUCAUUUCAGCACUUCCCGAAGAUGACUUUCUGAAUUUACAAGCACUCAUGAAUGAAUGCAUUGGUCAUGUUAUUGGAAAACCUCAUAGUCCUGUUACAGGUUUGUACCUUGCUACGCAUCGCAAUAGUCCAAGACCUAUGAAGGUGCCUCGUUGUCAUAGUGACCCACCAAACCCACAUCUAAAUACUCCUGCACCUGAAAGCUUCAGCAAUCGUGUUGUCUCUUGUGAUGUGAAGAGUCAGUCCAACACAGCUGCCGGUCGCCCCACCCCUCUUGGUAGCGACAUGGCUCAACAAAAAUACUUCAACAAUGCAAAUGAUAACAGGGGAUCAAGUGUUCCAGAAAAUGACCGUCUGGCCUCCAUAGCAUCAGAGUUGCAAUUUAGAUCUCUUAGUCGUCACUCGAGCCCAACAGAGGAGAGAGAAGAGCCCAUUUAUCCGAAAGGAGAACAAGGAGCUUCUACAAGACGAAGUUGGGAACUUCAGACACUUAUCACUCAGACUCGAGAUAUAGCUGCCAGGCAUCGACCUAUGGAUACGAUUCAGAAGUCGGUCAAGUUAUUUGAAGAUGAACGUUAUAGAGAGAUGCGAAGUAAAAAUAUAAUUGGCCAAGUCUGUGAUACCCCUAAGUCCUAUGACAACGUUAUGCAUGUUGGACUUAGGAAAGUGACAUUUAAAUGGCAGAGGGGAAACAAAAUUGGUGAAGGACAGUAUGGAAAGGUCUACACAUGCAUUAGUGUUGACACUGGAGAGCUCAUGGCGAUGAAAGAAAUCCGCUUUCAGCCAAAUGACCAUAAGACCAUAAAGGAAACUGCUGAUGAACUGAAAAUCUUUGAAGGCAUCAAGCACUCAAAUCUUGUCCGUUAUUUUGGUGUAGAACUUCACAGAGAAGAAAUGUACAUUUUCAUGGAAUACUGUGAUGAAGGUACUUUGGAGGAAGUUUCUAGGCUUGGUCUUCAGGAACAUGUUAUAAGACUUUACACAAAGCAGAUCACCAUUGCAAUAAAUGUGCUCCAUGAACAUGGUAUUGUUCAUCGAGAUAUUAAAGGAGCAAACAUAUUUCUUACAUCUUCUGGCUUAAUAAAAUUGGGAGACUUUGGCUGUUCAGUGAAACUGAAGAACAAUGUGCAGACCAUGCCUGGUGAAGUAAACAGCACAUUGGGAACAGCAGCAUACAUGGCCCCAGAAGUGAUCACCAGAGCUAAAGGAGAAGGACAUGGACGAGCAGCAGACAUUUGGAGUCUUGGCUGUGUCCUAAUUGAAAUGGUUACUGGAAAAAGACCAUGGCAUGAAUACGAACACAACUUCCAGAUCAUGUACAAAGUAGGGAUGGGACACAAGCCCCCCAUUCCAGAUCGAAUAAGCCCAGAAGGAAAAGAUUUUCUUUCUCAUUGCAUGGAAAGUGACCCAAAGAAGCGAUGGACGGCUAGCCAGCUCCUGGACCAUCCGUUUGUCAAGGUUUGCACAGAUGAAGAAUGAAGCUGUUGAGAAAAUAUGGCCUAAUGUAUUUCAGCAAGUCAUCUCUUAAUCACUACUGUAUGUAAUAUUUACAUAAAGACUAAGCUGAGGCACGCAGUGCGACAUUGUGUAUUACCGUGACUUAAGACUGCACAUGACAGCCGUCACUUCUCCUCCUGCUGCUCUUUUACAUGUUCUCCAUGUGACAAUGUCCUGCACGUUUUUUUUUCUUUAUUUUUUUUUUAUGUAAAAACUGCAUGUAUCAGUGAAGUGCCAUUACUACUGUAUAUGGACCAUUGUGUUUUCAUUUGUUCUCCAGCUUUUUAUUUCUCAUAUGAUUGAGAACUGUAAUAAAACAUAGUACUGUUUUAAACUCUUCAGGCUCUGACGCAAGUUGUAGUAUUACCAAGCAUUCUGGACCUUGUAAAUGUUUUUACUUUCCCUGUUCAGUGCACUGUGAUCCUGUCAUUUUAUGGCCAGCUUUGAAUUUGUUAUGCAAGAAAAAAGUUAAUUAAUGAAAUUCAAAGAACAUUUUCUUAAUAAAUGGUUUAUUUUA
Molecule: messenger RNA, 5582 nt
Organism: Pseudophryne corroboree (corroboree frog)
Lineage: Eukaryota; Metazoa; Chordata; Amphibia; Anura; Myobatrachidae
Gene: MAP3K4
Product: mitogen-activated protein kinase kinase kinase 4
Exons: 28
Coding region: 329-5047 (1572 amino acids)
Biological process (GO): MAPK cascade; protein phosphorylation
Molecular function (GO): ATP binding; protein kinase activity
Source: RefSeq, a predicted model, not a curated record